Tyto alba (common barn owl) is the source of this 639-nucleotide messenger RNA. It is a transcript of the gene LRRIQ4, whose product is annotated as leucine rich repeats and IQ motif containing 4. NCBI's taxonomy places the organism in Eukaryota, Metazoa, Chordata, Aves, Strigiformes, Tytonidae. The record is from RefSeq and is a predicted model, not a curated record.
AUGAAAAAUGUGGAAGUACUGGUCCUGGAAGACAAUCAGAUGCAGGAGAUACGUGCAGAGGUGAAAGAACUGACAAAUUUGAUGUGCCUUAGCCAAUUCAGUAUCUUUCCAAAGCAAAUCUUUCUCCUGGAAUCAUUAGAGAGAUUAUACCUGGAACAAAAUAAAGGUAUUAAAUUCUCAAGUCUGCCAGAAGAUAUCAGCAAAUUGCAGAAUCUGAAAGAGCUGCAUAUGGAGAAUAAUUCUCUGGAGUACCUGCCUGCAACCAUCAGCUUGACCUACUUGAAAAUACUGGUCUGUCGUAACAAUCUCUUUAAAGAGGUCCCAGACUCUUCAUGACAAAUAAAAGGUGAAAAACAGGAAUGCUCCACAUCAUUCCUGUUCUUUGUGCUGCAGCUGUUUGCUUUUGUGUAUUCAGGUGUGCAAAAAUUGCUCAUUCAGAACAAUCACCUGUCCCAGCUGCCUGAGGAUUUGGCCAGUCUUCAGCAGCUGGAGCUGGUCCUUGUGGAUGGGAACCCUAUGACAGGUUCUCCAAUUGAAGUGUGCUCUCAGGGGACACCUGCCAUCUGUGAAUACUUACAGGAAAAAAGGCAUACAAAGGCCAUGAACUUAAAGGUAGGGAUGUUAACAAAGCCACCAUAA